Messenger RNA from Thalassophryne amazonica, 1657 nucleotides. Its product is annotated as zinc finger protein 287-like. Gene Ontology annotation, molecular function: DNA-binding transcription factor activity; RNA polymerase II cis-regulatory region sequence-specific DNA binding. Gene Ontology annotation, biological process: regulation of transcription by RNA polymerase II. The transcript has 2 exons. The record is from RefSeq and is a predicted model, not a curated record. NCBI's taxonomy places the organism in Eukaryota, Metazoa, Chordata, Actinopteri, Batrachoidiformes, Batrachoididae. Bases 135 to 1304 code for a protein of 389 amino acids.
AACAAGGCUCUUUGUGUUUGGCGUUACUUCCGUAGCGUGUGCGCUAACGCUACAGUGAUUUACUACUAUUAAAAAAAUAAAACAAAACUGUAUAAAGUCUUUUUCCCCACUCGCUUCUUGACGUUUAGCUGAAAAUGUCCACACCGCUACUUCUUAAGGCGUUUGUAAACGAGCGACUCACUGCUGCUGUUGAAGAAAUAUUUCAGGUUUUGGAGAAAACUAUCGCAGAAUAUGAGGAAGCGGCGAACACUUCUCAGCAAGAGAUCGAACGACUGAGGGGACUGCUGCUCGACUUCACCUCAAACCGAAAAACAGAUCUUCCUCAGAGUUCUGUCUGUAAGGAGGAACUACUCUCUGAGCGGCCUCCUAGUGAAAAGGAACUAAGCUACGUUGGGGAUCAGACCGACCCAGAGCCCACAGGCAUCAAACAGGAAGUUCAGGAAGAGUGGGACAAGCAGCACGAAGUAGAGCAACUUCACGAGAUCAAAGAAGAAAAUCACCUCUACUUAUCUCAUGGCACUGCUUGGUGGGCGGGAAAUGAGCGGGAGCCCACAAAAGAGCCUUUGCAAGCUCAUAUUCAGAUAAUUGACAAUGAAGAGCAGUUUCAGGUGUUACAGGAAGAUAAAACGGUACACUUUCCUCUUCCCCAGACCCUGUCUUCAGAACCUCCAAUCCAAAAUGACAUAAGUAUUCCAGAUGGCAGCCACAAUAAAAGACCUGCAGCAAGUUUUACUACAUUGAACCGCAUGUCAACAGACCAGAGUCAGGGUUCCCUUAUGGCUGAAAGGGAUUUCUCAGACAUGCAUCGUUGCUAUUUGUGUGACAAAUUGUUUCCCUCCCAUCAGCACCUCAUCAGUCAUGCUUAUAGCACACAUUCAAAAGAUGCAGGCGUCCUCUGCGUUGUGUGCGGCAAGAGCCUGAAUUCUAUGGACAGUCUCGAAAUGCACCUGAAGUCACACAAAGGUUCCAAAAUUUGUCCUGUGUGUGGUAAACAUUAUAGCAGUGUUACUGCUCUGAGCGGCCACAUGACCAGCCACACGGGCAUAAAGCUGCAUCGCUGCCACAUCUGUGGGAAAGAGUGCAGCCGGAAAGGAGAUCUGAAGAUACACAUGAGGAUUCACACUGGCGAGAAACCAUACUCUUGCUCUUACUGCCGGAAAGGUUUCACCCACAGCGGCCAUCUGAGGAAACAUUUGAGAAGUCACACUGGAGAGAGACCAUACCGAUGUGACAUUUGUGGCAGAGGAUUUCUACAAAGCACACAUCUCAGAUAUCACCUAAGGACUCAUACACAGAAAUGUUAAGUCCUUUACUCUCUGGAGGAAUAUGUGUCACUGCUAUGAGUGGUAACACACCUGUAUGUCUGGAGGUUCUCAGUCAUCCAGGUCAUGGUAUUCAAGUAGGUUGAGACAGGUCAUGAGACAGGUCAACUGGAACUUCUUUACUUCCUUGAAGAUGUUUCGCUCUGUCUAUCCAAAAACAACUGAUUAAGCUUUCGGGAUGAAAAGACAAACACUUUCAAGGAUUUACACAAGUCCAGUUGACUUGACUGAACCUACUUGAACACAGCUGCAUAUAACAAAAACUUGGAGAGAGACUGUAAAGUGACUGUUGUCUUACAUUACUUUUAAAUUUGUUCUAUGUCUCAAGAAGGACA